UGCAUACAAUACAAAGAAAAAGACCUUAGUUUCCCACAAUCUCUUUUCCCUCCUCCAUUAAUGGAGGGAAGUUUAUAAAAUUUCUAUAUUAUCUUUCUCUAUUUUGAAGGAAACCCAGUUCUUCUUUUUCUCAAUUUUUGGUUUGCCAUUUCCGAGAAUGGAAGAAAAGGAGAGCACCAUAUCUGGGUCACUAGGCAACUCGGAGACUGACUCACCACCUGCACCAGUGAGUAGCCUUCAAGUGUUGCCUCAGGUGAUGAACAUCAACAACAUGAGCUCGGAAACAGCGACGACAAUGACUUCAACAGUGAUUCCAGGACCAGGUGGAAGAACACUGAGUGAUUCUUUAGGGAAGAAAAAGAGAGGGAGGCCGAGAAAAUAUGAUGCAGAUGGGAACCUUAGGGUACCAUAUCAGAUAGUGACGACGACGACGAAUUCACCUCCUGGUUUCACUUUAUCUCCUUCAUCUCCUACUGAGUUCUCAUCACACAAGAGAGGUAAAGGAAGGUCCCCAAGGAACUGGCAGCUUCUUGCUUCUCUAGGUGAGUUGUUUGCUUACACGGCCGGCGGAGACUUCACGGCACAUGUGGUCAAAGUUAAUACCGGGGAGGAUGUAGCAGGAAAAGUUGUGUCAUUAUCACAAAAGGGUCCUCGUGGGAUUUGUAUUCUAUCAGCAAAUGGAGCUGUUUCUAAUGUUACCCUUCGACAACCUGGUUCCUCUGGUGGGAUUUUAACAUUCGAGGGGCGUUUUGAGAUCUUGUCUCUAACCGGUUCAUUUACAUUCAGUGAGAAUGGGGGUGUAAAAAGCAGAACCGGUGGUUUGAGUGUUUCAUUGGCUGGAUCGGAUGGUCGUGUAAUAGGUGGUGGGCUUGCCGGUGUACUGUUGGCCGCUAGCCCUAUACAGAUUGUGGUGGGAAGCUUCAUGCUAAAUGGCUACAAAGUGCAUAAAAGGAAGCCUUACCGUGAGCAGCACACAGUUGCAGCUUCUGCAGUCGCCACCGCUCCUUCGGCCAUGGCGAUGACAGAAGAAGGAAGGCCAAUCAUCUCACAAGCAAAACUAGAUUGUGAAAACAACGUGAAACCAACAUCUCCUUUCCAAGUGGGGAGCCUUGGGGAAGCAAGUAAUAACAUAACUGAUCAUAAAAACAUAGCAAAUAUUGCAGCAGCCUCCAUUGUUUCUGGUUGGAACAAUGGCUCGGAACCGGCCUCUAUCCAUCGGCCAUCCCCGGAUAUUAACGUGUCUGUGCCUAGUGAAUAGGGUAUCAUCCAAGGUAACCCCUUGAAAAAAUUUUCAUUUGAGGUUAACUUUUUAGUAUCUUUCAGAAUACUGACAUGAUAAAUUUAAACUAAUUUUAUUUAGAUUAUCAUUUGUAUUGAAACAGAUGUAGCAAUUAGAUGCAAAAUUUUAUGAGGUCCGAUAGGAACUUCACUAAAUUUAGACAGAUUUAUGAACUCUUAUUUUGUGUCGUUAAUAUGUUUUUCUUCUUGUUUA
This is a messenger RNA of Gossypium raimondii (Peruvian cotton), 1492 nucleotides long. RefSeq names its product AT-hook motif nuclear-localized protein 1. The transcript is spliced from 5 exons. Gene Ontology annotation, molecular function: minor groove of adenine-thymine-rich DNA binding. Lineage: Eukaryota; Viridiplantae; Streptophyta; Magnoliopsida; Malvales; Malvaceae. The record is from RefSeq and is a predicted model, not a curated record. Bases 158 to 1258 code for a protein of 366 amino acids.